AUGCUUAUAUUUUUCUUUGCUUCCUUUUAUAAGCUAUCUCGUUCUCUGAAGAAGCUCAGAAAUACACAGCAGAGCAAGAUACAGCAAUAUUAUAAUGAAGACAAUGAAAUUAUUACCAAGUAUUGUAUCAAGAACUGGGUUUUGCUUAAUGAAGUUAUGAUUCAGAUACACCACGUCGGCUACUUUGACCCUUGGGUUUCCGAUAGUGAAAAGUGCAUCAAGUGUCCUUAUUACGAGUGGCCCAAUGAGAAGAAGGAUCUGUGCGUCCCGAGACUGGAAGACUUUCUUUCCUUCAGAAUGGAGGCCAUCACCAUUGUUGCCAUAUUGGUCUCUGUUUUGUUUUACAUAAAAACGGUUCUGAUAAUCGCAGUUUUUAUUCUUUUUCGGGACACACCAGUUGUGAAAGCCAAUAACAAGAGCCUCAGCUUCGUCCUCCUGGUCUCCAUCAUGUUGGGUUUCCUCUGUGUGUUCCUCUUCCUGGGUCGCCCUUUGGAUAUUACCUGCCAACUACGCCAAAUUACCUUCGCAGUCCUUUUCUCAGUAGCCGAAUCCUCUAUACUGGCCAAGACUCUUGUGGUUUGCAUCGCUUUUAAAGCCACCAAACCUGGAAGUAGAUGGCAAAAAUGGAUCGGGGGCAGAGUGCCUGGUUAUGUUGUCGUCACUUGUUCUUCUGUCCAGAUGGUGAUUUGUCUUCUUUGGUCAUCACUCUCCCCACCGUACCAAGAGCUGGACACACAUUCCUAUCAUGGAAGGAUUAUCGUCCAAUGUAAUGAAGGGUCAGUUAUCGGGUUCUACUCUGUCCUGGGGUAUAUGGGGAUCCUGGCUGCUGUCAGUUUUAUUAUCGCUUUUUUUGCCAGGACAUUACCGGACAGUUUUAAUGAAGCCAAAUACAUCACCUUCAGCAUGCUGGUGUUCUGCAGUGUCUGGAUUGCCAUGAUCCCGGCCUAUCUGAGCACCAAAGGGAAAUACACGGUGGCUGUGGAGAUCUUCGCCAUACUGGCGUCAAAUGCUGGACUUCUAGGCUGCAUAUUCUUUCCUAAAUGUUAUAUUAUUGUAUGCAAACCAAAACUGAACACCAAAAUGUGCUUGCUUGACAACAGAAAAAUAGUUGGGUAAAUAAAAAUGGUUCCCAAUA
This is a messenger RNA of Rana temporaria (common frog), 1135 nucleotides long. RefSeq names its product vomeronasal type-2 receptor 26-like. Gene Ontology annotation, biological process: G protein-coupled receptor signaling pathway. Bases 1 to 1116 code for a protein of 371 amino acids. Gene Ontology annotation, cellular component: membrane. The record is from RefSeq and is a predicted model, not a curated record. NCBI's taxonomy places the organism in Eukaryota, Metazoa, Chordata, Amphibia, Anura, Ranidae. The transcript is spliced from 2 exons. Gene Ontology annotation, molecular function: G protein-coupled receptor activity.